Molecule: messenger RNA, 2196 nt
Organism: Salvelinus namaycush (lake trout)
Lineage: Eukaryota; Metazoa; Chordata; Actinopteri; Salmoniformes; Salmonidae
Product: neural Wiskott-Aldrich syndrome protein-like
Exons: 11
Coding region: 298-1869 (523 amino acids)
Biological process (GO): regulation of Rho protein signal transduction; actin filament organization
Molecular function (GO): small GTPase binding; actin binding
Source: RefSeq, a predicted model, not a curated record
UUACACUGCCAUGUUGGAUGGAUGUAUCGAUGUUGCAGCUGGAGUUCCGAAUGAAAGUUUAGAAUUUGCACUCUGCAAAGAUUGGGGUUCCCACGGUUUAGUCAAGGCGCCUGGGUCAUGGAGGUUGUUAUCCAACAACCAGGAUCCUGAAAUAUUUCAUUUUGCAGACCUCUACCUUAGAAACAACGUCAUGAGAUGAUCCGGUUGCAGGCCAUGGCGACCAAAAGCUGCACGAAUUUGAUGUAAUGUUCAAGAGUAAAACAGUUCAUUUUGUUUAUUGAGAAGUUAUUUACGAACAUGAAUAGCCAUUCUCAGCAGCGGCGGGUUGGAAAUAUUGGCUCCAUACUCCUCACCCCGCAAGAGAACGAAUGCCUAUUCAACUACCUGGGCAGGAAAUGCAAUACCCUGUGCUCAGCGGUAGUCCAGGUGUAUGGGGCAGACAGGAGCUCAUCCUGGAUGAAGAGGUGCUGCGGAGUGGCCUGUCUGAUCAAGGAUAACCCUCUGAGGUCCUACUUCAUCAGGGUCUUUGACAUCAAGGAAGGGAAAACCAUGUUUGAACAGGAGCUCUACAAUAACUUCUCAAUCAACAGCUCUAGGUCGUAUUUCAUUUCAUUCGCAGGAGAUAACUGCCAGGUAGGCCUGAACUUCGCUAGCGAGGAAGAGGCCAAGCGAUUUAGAGCCGCACUUAACGACCUACUCGGCAGACGCCAACGUAAAACGGAGAAAAGAUGUGACCCUGCAAAUGGCCCGGCUCUCCCUAUGGCCACAGUGGACAUCAAGAACCCAGAGAUUAACAAUGUGCGCUUCCACAACUCCCAGCAGCAGCUUCCCCAGCCACACCACAUCAACAACAUGCUGCACAGCAGCAAGAAGGAGAAGAAAGUCAAGUGCAAGAGGAAGAAGCUCACUAAGGCAGACAUAGGCACCCCCAGCAACUUCCAGCACAUCGGCCAUGUGGGCUGGGACCCAAACACAGGCUUUGAUUUGAAUAACCUGGACCCAGAGCUGAAGAACCUGUUUGACAUGUGUGGCAUCUCAGAGGCUCAACUCAAAGACAAGGAGACCUCCAAGGUCAUCUACGACUUCAUCGAAAAGAAAGGAGGGGUGGAGGCCGUCAAGAACGAGCUCCGUAGGCAAGCCCCACCACCCCCUCCCUCUCGGGGAGGCCCACUUCCCCCUCCACCACCCCACAGCUCGGGCCCAGCUCCCCCACCACCACCAUUGCGAGGUGGCCGGGGUGCCCCGCCACCUCCACCCUCACGGGCCCCCACCUCGGCCCCUCCCCCACCCCCACCCUCCAGGCCUGGUGCCCUAGGAGCACCCCCUCCACCCCCGGCCCCCACCAGAGGGGGCCACCACCAGCCACCACCACCUCCUCCUCCACCCUUGCAUGCCAGCACAGCACCCCAGGCCCCACCACCACCUCCCCCACCAGCACCACCACCCUCCGGUUGUGGGGGAGCCCCUCCACCACCACCUCCACCACCCCCACCUGGACCCCCGCCCCCUCCAGAGUUGGACUGUGGUGUGCCGUUGUCCCGCUCACCCCAGGGCUCGGGGGGUAAGUCGGCCCUGCUGGAGCAGAUCCGUGGGGGCACCCAGCUGAAGAAGGUGGAGGCACCGGCCUCCAAGACACCGGACACCACUGUGGGGCGCGAUGCGCUGCUCGACCAGAUACGGCAGGGCAUCCAGCUCAAAACUGUACCAGACGGCCCAGACUCUGGCUCCCCUACACCAGCACCCUCGGCAGGCAUAGUGGGGGCACUUAUGGAAGUAAUGCAGAAGAGGAGCAAAGCCAUCCACUCCUCAGAUGAAGAUGAUGAUGAUGACGAAGAGGAUUUUGAAGAUGACGACGAAUGGGAUGACUAGUUAAGUCUUUUCUCCCCCUCCACCUGAGCACAACUGACACUAAACUGAUCCUAAAAUCUUCCAAAACCUGACUAAAAUUGUAAUGUAAAUGUUCUAUGAAUUUGGUAUAUAUUUAUUGUUGCCUUUUUAUUAAUCUGUGCAAUACCUUCAUUUAAUCUGUCAUGUUUUUUCACAUACCCUCUGUAGGGUAUCUCUGUUAACACUUUCCUGGAACUCUGUCAUAGAACGCUCACAUCGUCGUUAAAAGCAUGACAUAAAUUAUAUAAUCUGUUAUAAGGGCUCCCGAGUGGCGCAGCGGUCUAAGGCAUUGCAUCUCAGUGCUUGAGG